Messenger RNA from Grosmannia clavigera kw1407, 2877 nucleotides. RefSeq lists its product as uncharacterized. The transcript has 2 exons. The record is from RefSeq and is a predicted model, not a curated record. NCBI's taxonomy places the organism in Eukaryota, Fungi, Ascomycota, Sordariomycetes, Ophiostomatales, Ophiostomataceae. The coding region runs from base 1 to 2877 and encodes 958 amino acids.
AUGUCAGCCGUGAUAGCGGCCCUCGGCGCCGUCAUCGGCUAUCUCGGCGGUGAUGUGGCACAGAAGAGCACCUUUGAGCGGCUCCUGUGGCCGCAGCGGUUCCACAACCACCUCGACGUGGCCACCGGCGUCAAGCUGGCAUUGCUGCACCCAAUGAGUGGCCCACUGCAGUCGGCAGCCCUGGCGACGCUCGACGACUUCCGCGACAACGGGCUCUACCGCGGCUUCUUGCGCGGCGACAUGCUGGGCACCGCCUUUUACGGCGAGCACCGGGACGUGCGCUACUUCCACCGCACGGCGGCCACACCAGAGCAGCAGCGGACUGCCGACAGCGUCCGCAACGGCUUCUGGUACCAGGUGCUAAAGGAGGUGGAGCGACGACAUGUCCUCCGGCCGGUGGCUUCGGGCGGCAGCGGUGACGACGUGGAAAAGACCGCGGCAGAGACCACGACCGAUAUCACAGUGCCCAGCCGGUCCGUGAAGCUUCUCUUUCGCCUCAGGCUCAGCGUCCUCGACAACGAACCCGCGCCGCCGGGCGCCAACGACGUCGUCGAGACGGACUUGACAAAAUGGACUUUCCUGAGCAUCGUCACCAGCGAGCUGUCAACCAUCUGCGUAGCCGUCGCGACGGGCCUCUGGGCAUUCCUUGGCAGGAAUGCGUCCAACGGACCCGACGCCUGGCUGGUCGGCUAUUUCCUGCUGCCCGUCGUCCUCCGGCUGCUCGCCGCCAUCUCCUCUGUCAGGCGCGAGGACGUAUUUGCCGGCGGCGAGGCCAUUCCAACGCUCUGGACAGAAAGGACUGAUCCACAGUACAAGGAGGUCUUUGAGAUCUACGACUCGGCGGUCGGAUUCAUACUUGGCUUGUCCGCCCCCCCGGCAACAACGGCCAUGACCCAGUUCUUUGUGCACUACGGUCACCCUAUACGACACACCGUCAUAGACAGAGUCCGUGAGACUCUCAGCAUCGCCAUCGUCUACAUCUUUGUGCUCUACUUUCCCGUCGGCCUCUUUGCCCUGUCCUGGAUGAAGACGAGGUCGCAGUACAUCUGGUUGGGACAGCAAUUUUACUGCAUUCUGGCCAUGCACAUUCUGCGCAUUCUCGGCUGGGAGGGCUGCUCGAGGACGGAGGAAAAGGUUGCCAAGAUACUGUACAAGGAUCGCUGCGCGUGUCUCAAGGGAAGGAAUGCCCGCGUGGAAGCUAGGCUGACGAUAGACCACGUUCUGUCUUCACCUCAUACGUUUAAGCUGGCCGACGACUACUGGCCGCUCCGACUGCUCCACAUCCCAACCAGGACAUCAGUACGGCGGCACUCGGCCCACGACUAUCGCGACCCUACGGGUAAGGUGCAUCAGCGGCCUCAAUAUAGCAUUCUCUCAUAUACCUGGGGCCGCUUUAAGGUGGACGGGGGGGAGACGCUCGCCGUAGAAGGAGUGGACUGGCAGAUUCCAGCCAUCAAUCCAGAGCACUUUACGGCCGCAGCGUUCCAGAGGGUGAUCGACGAGCGUCUCGGCAGUGAUGCCAUCGAGUGGGCGUGGAUCGACGUUGCCUGCAUCGAUCAGCGCCCCGGCAACCCCGACAUGGCCAUCGAGAUCGGCAACCAGGCGAGCAUCUUCAACAAGGCGGCCCACGCUUUUGUCUGGCUGACGAGCAUCGUCGGAGGUAGAGAGACAGCCAUCAAGGAUAUUGUCAGCUUUGGCGUGGAGCUGCGCAACUUCAUCGACCACGGCAAGACCGACAAUGGCCUCAGCCUCUUAGAUGUGGUAGCACGCCUGCGGACGGCCUUCGAUACCGUCUUUGAAGACCCGUGGUUCUCGUCGCUGUGGACGCUGCAGGAGAUCGUAAUGCGCAAAGACGCCAUGGCGAUCUCGUUGGCGGCCGAGAAAUUGACCUGGGAUGGCACGGACGCUAUGCACUUCUUUAUGUUCGUCAACACGGCCCAAAACGUGUGGCAGGAUGUGCUGGCCCUCAUCGACCGCGCCGGAAGGCUGCGAUAUGCCGACGCGUACGCAUACAAGCCCAGUUCACCCGUCCAUGAACACGUCUCGCGGAUUCAGCAGUGGCUGCUCUCGACCGGAUUCUACUAUCUGGACACCGACAACCCCAACGUCCAGUACGGCACGGCCAAAUACCGCAAUACGGAACACGACGAGGACCGGAUCUACGCCAUCAUGCAGCUUUACAGCCUCCGGGUGGGAAAGGCAGCCCAGCCGGAUCUCGCCCCGGAACUCUAUCCCGGCUUUGCCCAGCUCGAGCUUGAGUUCGCAGACGCUAUCAACCAGUGCUGUCCCAUGCUCGGACAGAUGUUCACGCACACCGCAUGUGAUGUACCGCGGCACACGUGGUGCAUCACGCGAGACUCGACUGUGCCCGACAGCCUAAUGGACUACCGAGAUCCUAGGCCGCUCGGCCGCAUCUCGCUCGUAGAAUCGGGCACCGCUGUCGCGCACGGCAGGUGUUGCCUACUGGCGGACCUGAACGAGCUCCUGACAAGUCCUGGACGUCGGGAUCUCUCGUCCACCAGCGCACAGCUGCAUCUGGAUGAAUACAUGCGCAAGGCCCUCGAUCCGUCACCGGCGCUCGCCUGGCACAUCCGCUGGGAUAAUACGGUGCUCAUGCCCAAACUACUCAGACGUUAUGGCCGAGAGAACCUGGUACUCCUCCAUCUGGGAAGUCUCAGGUGGCCGGAGUGCGGAAAGGAGGAGCGACGUCGGCAAGUGGCGCUGCUCCUCAGUCCUGUCCACCCGACUACGCCGAACGCUGUCAUCGGAAAGACGUACUUUCGAUACGGCCUGUAUACGUGGAUCGAGUAUACCACAUCGAUGACAGACCAAGUCAGCCGGCUUGCAUGGGAGACGAUGAGUCUGCCCGUCACCUAG